AUGGAUGUUCUAAAACAAAAAAUUUCAGAUGUUCGUGAGAGUAUCGCAAAGUUAGAAGCUGAUCUUGACGAAAAAGAUAAGGAAUUGUUGGCCAUAAGACAAGAUCACAAAAAGUUUGAAGCAGAAGCGAGAGCUGCCCAUAAAAGCCGCGAUAUUCUUGAACUGAAAGUCGAGGCCGUGCAAAAGGAACUAAAGGAUUGCUUGCUUAAAUUGGAGGAAAAUCAAAAGGCAGCUGAUGAGAGUAAAAGAUCUGCUGAUAGUUUGGAAAAAAAGAGGAAUGCUCAAGAAAAAAUAAUAUUCGAACUUGAAGAUAAACUUCAAAAAGUCACAGAAGCAGCUAAGGAAGCCCAAACGAAAUCAACCAAAGUUAUUCAUGAAUUACGAGAAAUUGAAGAAAAAAUUGAUCAAAUAGAAUUUAUUAACGAAAAGAAGGAAAAAACCAUAAUUGAAUUGCAGGAUUUAAAUCGUCUUUAUUCAAGUAGAUUGAAAUCAAUGAAAUCUCUCUUCGAUAAUAACUUUAACGGCGAUGUUGAACUCGAAAAUAGAGUUGAGGAGGUUACCAAGCAACUGAAUGCUGCUAACCGUAGAGCCAAGAGCGCAGAAGAUCAAGCCCAACUUAAUCAAAUUGAACUUGCAAGACUUGAAGACGAGUUGUCGGAGUGGAAAGACAAGAAUACAACACUCCGUUCGGAGAUUGAUCGAAUCAAUGUGGAGUUGCAGUGA
Rodentolepis nana is the source of this 723-nucleotide messenger RNA. NCBI's taxonomy places the organism in Eukaryota, Metazoa, Platyhelminthes, Cestoda, Cyclophyllidea, Hymenolepididae. The record is from the annotation of a GenBank genome assembly.